GAGGAGCGUCGUCAAUUACUUUUUUUUUGUGAAAUUCCUUUUAUUUCCAUCGAUCUUGACACAGGUUUGUACAUUUAUGGAAGAGUAGUAUAGAAAAACUAAUUUUUUGGUGUAUCACAAAAUAAAUAGUUCAUAAGUACCAGACCAUUUUGCAACCAUAGUCACUAUUGUGUUGUAACAACCCAUUUUUGUUAUAAAUUAUAGGCCUUCUAGAAUAUUGGCUAUUUGAUGAUCUCACUGGACGGUUUUUUAAUUCAUCGACGGCAGAUUUUUUUCAGUGUAACAUCACAUGGGAGACUCUGAUUGAUAACACCCAUCAACGAGAAGAUUAACUACAAAAUGCCACGUAAAUAUGUGAGAGUCAAAACUAAUGUUUUGCCAACAGAUGAGGCUUUGAAGAAUGCAAUAGUAGCUGUCCACUCAAAAGUACUAAGCAUCAGACACGCUGCUGAGAGAUUUAAUAUUUCCAAAUCAACAGUUGGAUUUUAUUGUAAACGAUAUACUUUGGAAUCCAUCGUCUUGGAUCCAAAAACAACAAUUAAGACAAAACAUCACUCCCAAAUAUUUUCAAGGACACAAGAAGACGAAUUAGUCGAAUAUCUUCAACAUUGCUGUCUGCUCAAUCAUGGUCUCACAACCAAUGAAACAAGGAAGCUUGCUCUUCAAUACGCCGUAGCUAAUAAAGUAAAAACACCUACAAGUUGGAUAACCCGUCAAGAAGCGUCAAGGGAUUGGUUUACGGCUUUCCUCAAAAGAAACCAUGUUCUGUCAAUCAGAAAACCAGAAGCAACUAGCCAGGCGAGGGCUGUUGGGUUUAACAAGGUUGUUGUAUCACACUUUUACGACAAUUUACGUGAUAUUUACGAAAAGUUCGAAAUACCCCAAUGUGACGUAUGGAAUGGUGAUGAAACGAACGUUCCUACUGUGAUGCAGCCUCCAGAUGUCAUAGCCACAAAAAAUUUAAAGAGGUUUCUCAAACGGUAUCCGCUGAACGUGGAGUGAAUGUCACGAUGUUGGUCUUCGUUAACGCUAUUGGUUCAAGUACGCCACCAGUCUUUGUAUUCCCAAGGAAAAAGCAGAAUCCUGGUCUCAUUAAAGGAGGA
Molecule: messenger RNA, 1103 nt
Organism: Daphnia magna
Lineage: Eukaryota; Metazoa; Arthropoda; Branchiopoda; Diplostraca; Daphniidae
Exons: 3
Coding region: 340-1002 (220 amino acids)
Molecular function (GO): DNA binding
Source: RefSeq, a predicted model, not a curated record